AUGGUGCUCUAUGCGGACCGCGGACCGAACGUAGCCGCGGCUGUCAUCACGAUGUUUAUGUUGUCGCUUCGUAUCACUGGGCUAACAUUGUCUUAUAGAUGUAUUGCCUGCGGCUUCACUGGUAUUGGCGCCACAAAUGCAACCCUGGCACUGCCGGAAAACCAAAAGUACCGGGAGAUAGGACUAUUCUGGUUCUUCAUAUUUGAGGUUUUUUACUGCGUCAACAUCAUUCCUGUCAAGCUAUCCAUUAGUCUGGCGCUCAUUCGAAUCGCCGAGAACCGAAAAGGUUAUAUUUACGUGCAAUACGGUAUCAUGACCAUGUUCACCAUUAUGAACAUGAUUGCGGGCUUCUACAUCAUCUUCCAAUGCAAUCCGGUCAGCGCGGCCUGGGAUACAGAUGCCCUACAGGAUGGAGCGAAGUGUAACCCGGCGGAGUACAUGGCGGACAUUUACUAUGCCACAACUGCGGUCAAUAUCUUCACAGAUUGGGCCACUGCUUUUAUGCCUAUCCCGCUGCUCUGGAACGUUCAGCUGAGCCGAAACACCAAGAUUUCUGUUAUAUGCGUGCUGGGCCUAGGCUUCUUUGCCUCCAUAUCGGCCUGUGUCCGGCUCAAAUAUACCGUCAAUCUCACAGCCCAAGAUGACUACCUCUAUGCACUUGCCGAUAUUGUGAUUUGGGGUUAUGCCGAGAACGGCAUGGGACUCAUUGUAGGCUGCACGAUGACACUGCGCCCACUCCUUCGCGAGAUUUUGCACUUGGGCGGCGACACGUCCCACAAACAGAGCAAUGGCACAAGCGGUGGCCGCUACGGUUUCGGCACCAACUACGCGCAGCGCCGCACCAACCAACAUAUUACUAUCGAUGACGACGACGGCGCGCAGCCUAGCGAGAGUAGGGAACAUGUGUCCUCCUCAGACACGUACGGAAACGGCAUAACCUUGACGCAGAUCUCCUGCACAGGGAGAGGACACCAAGAAGAAGACUUCUCCAGCCAUAGCUUCGAUACGGAGAGUCAAAAGAAGAUACUGAUUGGGGAUGAUGAUGGUGCAGCUGGAGGCAUCAUGGUAACCCGAGAUUUCAAGCUGUUCCGCAAUGAUUAG
Molecule: messenger RNA, 1101 nt
Organism: Neurospora tetraspora
Lineage: Eukaryota; Fungi; Ascomycota; Sordariomycetes; Sordariales; Sordariaceae
Exons: 9
Coding region: 1-1101 (366 amino acids)
Source: RefSeq, a predicted model, not a curated record